Messenger RNA from Dermacentor albipictus, 4068 nucleotides. Lineage: Eukaryota; Metazoa; Arthropoda; Arachnida; Ixodida; Ixodidae. The record is from RefSeq and is a predicted model, not a curated record.
UUAUUGCUGCACGAGGACCACGCGCCCGGUCGCAUCGAACGUUCCGUGAUUGUCGAAGAAGAAAGGCUCUUCAAUCUGCCAGCGUUCUUUUUACUUCAGCGCUCCUCGUUUGGGCUCAGUAUUACUCAAUUUUUCCACUUCUCGUUUCUUGUUCGUCCUUCCCUUCAUGAACUUCAUUCUUCAGCUGGGCCUUUCUGCGGUAGCCAGAACCUGAACAGGCCACAGCUGUAGGCUUACCUAGGCUGCCGCUACCUCCUCCGGUCGAACGCCAGCGAGGGUUGUCAAUUCAACGGAGGCGGAAUUCCGCACACUGCACCAGGCGACGCCAGCUUCUUAAGCAUCUUCGAGUUACUUGCCUGUCCCGAAAUCGGGACAUGAUUCAAGCAUUCGCGAGGACGCAACGUGGGUAGCCUGGCGGAUAGCUCAUCGCACCGACGUCAUCGGCGCCCCUACGGAGCUGGAUAGGGGAGGGGGCGGCUGAAUAUUCAUGGAAGUGGUGCCACCACAGUCGGCAGUGAUAGGGAGCCCAUUGUCAUGUUCGGGGGUCAACUUCUCGCAUUGGCCUUCUUUCGUCUCGUCUGCCUCACGAAUGGGCUUAGAGUGGACGGCGCUGAUGGAGGAUACAUCGAUCUACUAGUCUCCAUCCACCAAGAAACCAGUGCAAAUGAAGUGAUUGUCGACAACCUAAAGGCCCUGCUACAAUCCUCUUCCGAGUUCCUGCACGAGGCCACUGGUGGUCGCGUUUUCCUCAAGCAAGUCGUCAUUGAGUUCCCGGAAACGUGGCCGGAGAGGAGCACAGCUCGAAGUGUGCCUAAAUUUUCCUUCUCAACGAGCGAUGUCCGUCUUGAAGCUUUUGAAAGCGUUCACAAGGAACAUUUCUUCAGCACAAAGCUACGAGGGAGGUGCGGAAAACGAGGCGAUUUCAUUGGCGUUUCAACCGACGUACUGGAGGAGCUGAACGCAACCAAAGAGGCCCUCAGCGACGCAACCUACGCCUUCGUCAAUGAAUGGGCUCGUUUCCGUUAUGGUGUGUUUUAUGAGUAUGGGCGCUUGGGACACAAGACCUACCCAAUGUCCUACUGCCCGUGUUGCAAUAGGGAAGUGGUACGUUGGAACUCGUGCUCGGAUAGGAUUCAGCAUCAGAUUCUAAAUGAAGAUAUGUGCGCAUUCCACGACCAUUGUUAUGCCACUGAAGAUUGCAUCGUCGUGGCAACUCAACCAGAAGAUGACCCCGUUAAAUCGUCCAUCAUGUACCUGCCACGUCUCGAGAAUAUAAAGGAGUUUUGUAACUCGGAGGACAAAAGCCAUAGACACAACAAGUUUGCACCUAACAUGCACAACAAGAUCUGCAAUGGCAAGCCCACCUGGGAUGUCAUCAAGCAGAACGAAGACUUCAUGGGUCUUCCUCCACCCAACAUGUCCAAGCCCGUCUUGGUGGAAUUUGAUGAAAUUCAGCAGAAACCUAGAACGAGCCUGCGAGCUGUCCUGGUCCUUGACCUUUCCAAGAGUAUGAAGGCAAACAGACGAUUAGAAACCCUAAAAGACGUUCUCGACGGUUUCCUCCCGAGUUUGCUCGACGACUUGGUACAGCUCGCCAUCGUCACGUUCAGCACCGUCGCGAAGGUCCUGCACCCCAUGAUGGCUGUCAAUCACCAAACGGUACAAGGCUUUCGAGAUGCUGUAAAGAACAUGUCGGCGGUGGCCCGUACCUGCAUUGGGUGUGGACUUCAGCGCGCUCUGGAGGUGCUGAAUACUUCCAGCGAGACUCCAGAAGGCGCAAUAAUUGUUCUUUUGACCGAUGGCAUGGAGAAUGAGCACCCCUCCAUAGACGACGUCUGGCCGCAACUGUUAGCGUCAAAGGUCCAAGUUGUGACUAUGGCGAUGGGUGAUACUGCGGAAGAAAGGCUUGAAAAACUGGCUGCGGAAACUAAAGGGCAAAGCUACUUCAUUCCUGAUUACUUUGGAAACACAUUGAGGACCUACAUCGAAGGCGCCAACAGUCAGGAGCACAAGGGCACAUAUCGUCGGUCGGUGCUUAUUACUCCCAAUCAAACUGCGAAAUGUAACACCAGGGAAUCAACUCAUACAACGGGCACCUACCACCGCGAAUUUACGUCCCAAAUAGCAGCAGCGAAAGCACGUGCGGAAAUAUUCCAGUCUGCUUAUGACGAGUGCUUUCAAAGCGUAGGAUACAAUCCCGAAUUGGACCUGAAGACCAUCUUUGUCGAUACUUUCGACCGCCACACGAAGCCCUCCCACGAGCCCCUGAGGGUGAUGUACGAAACAAAGGGCUUCACCGGAACUAUUCAAGAAACAUUCCUUCUUGAUGACGCCUUGGGAAACAACACAAUCGUUACCAUUAGCCGCCAAUCCACUGGAAGCUACUCACUCACGGCGUGGCUUGUUGACCCUACAGGAAAAAGGUGUCAGAAUUGUCAGGAAGUUGAGAGCGGCCGCGACAAAUCACUUACCAUCCCAAGCCCAGCAACGGUCAGUGAGCAUGCAUUGGAAUUGGUCUCCUGUGUUACUAAGCAAGGCAAUAUCAUCAGCGAAUCGCAAGUUGCUAAGCCGGGUACAUGGACGCUUCAAGUGGAGAGUUCAAGCAACGGACGAGUCACUGUCAACAUGCAUGUCGUGUCCCAAAUCAAGGAUCUGAACAAUAAGCCGAUAGUGGUUUUGUGCCGAAUGUCGGAGACAGUGUUCAGCCAACCAGAGGAUGCCGUUAUACUUGUUGAUGUGAGGAAAGGCAACCACGUUGUCUUGCAGGCAAAUGUAACGGCUGUGGUCCGUAAUGCACAAGGGCUUAGUUGCCCUGUCCGUCUGCAUGACGACGGCGAGGAUCCUGAUAUCUUGGCAGAUGACGGUACGUACAGCGGCUACUUCACCCAAUUCACCGGCCGAGGAAGGUAUUCUGUCAACGCACACAUUUACGGCGACAACAAGACUCGACAUGCGUACCGUAGGCGGGGAUUCCCCCCUUCCGCUAUUCUUUUGUCUCCGGAAGAGGCCCGAGUGGCACGGAACCAAACACGGCCAAGUGUAGUUUUACGAGCUCCCGACAACUACACGUUCGUGGAUACCCUCCUGGGAGAACAAAAGCCCACGGCUCCAUUUCAAAGAGUCACAGUGGGCAUUUACUUCAAGCUCAACAGCAACCUGCAGCAGAAGGACGUUCCUCCUGGUACAAUCUGGGACUUCAGAGCUGUGAGAGGGUACGUGGAGAUCGACAGGACGCCUAUCGUCUUUCUUACGUGGACAUGGCCUGGCGCGCAUAUGACACACGGAAAAGCUGCAGGAGUGGAGAUCAGAGGUGGCACUGACGAAGACUACCUUGAAUCGCACUUCGAUAGUCAUGAGGUGAUGUCCAAUGUCGUGAAAGGCAAUCUUCAAGCCCUCCCCCCCGGUUCGCAGCAUGAAGUCACCAUUGCUCUUCCCCGCAACUGGGUGACGUCGGCCGAAGGCGUCGACUACAAGCUGGAGGCGUACCUAGCGGCACGUGUUAUUAACGCGGAAGGACUGAAGUCGAAGCUGUCCAGUACUACUACUGUAAGAUUUCAAAUUUCAAAUUUUACUGCCUUUUUGAUAAAAGGAGGACCUCGCACCACCACGCGGACUAGUCUGCAGCACACGAAUCCUGUACCAGCAAGGACAGCUACCGAAACGCCUUACGAAGACAAAGACGCAGCAACGACCGCAACACCGGCCAAGGUAGAGCCAGGCGUUGAUCCGGCAACAACAACCACAGCAGGUGUGGGGCAUCCGAGCGAGAAUGACAAGCCAUCCGUCAUCACUUGGAUUCUGCUGGCACUGGUUGCUGGAUUCGUCGUGGUGUUCAUCGCAGUUAUGCUGCUGUACAGGGCGAGGGCGAGCACAACUACUCAGAUUGAGGGCCCCUGCACAAACACGCAAGCAGCGACAACUAUGUGAAGUUCAAAAGUACAGACCGCAUGUGCUUUGUUUUAAGAGAAUUGGAAACUAUGUGAAGCUAGAAUACCGCGUGGUAUUUGUGACCUAAAUAAAGCACUUAGUACUUUUGAUAAUGCCACAAAUCGUUUGAACCACUCGUUA